GAGCAACUGCAGAGUAAGCAAACGCAGAGCCACUUUCCACUGCUCCGAGCCCCACAAAAAAGCAAACCAUUCCCUAAAACUCCAAUACUGUUGGGAGGAAGAAAGCGCCAAGGCGAAAAGGAAGGACUUGAGGAAAACCUGAAAAGAAGCCAAGAAAAGUCUACACCGGAAGACGAUUACGGUCUGGGGAAAGUAAAAAGCACCACAACCGCGACCACGUGUUCACAUUUCCACCACUCAAGAAUCAAAAUAAACCGCGUGGCCCCGCCCAGUGCCCGUCACGUGACUUUCACGCGCGUUCCGCUUCCGGAAGAGCCCGGUAUCGGCGGCUGCGGCUCACUCCUGUGCUGCGGCUUCAGACCCCGGGUUUUGUCCUCUCUCUGACCCGGCUCCCGCUCCACUUCACUUUUGGGUUCGGGUGGAGCCCGUGUAGUGAUCUCCAUGGCAGCAGACUCCGGGGCGAUCACUAAUGAGGACUCUGAAUCUGGAGAGGAAGAAGGUAAACAUGUCAAACCUUUUACACCGGAGAAAGCGAAAGAAAUUAUAAUGUCUUUACAACAACCUGCAAUCUUCUGUAACAUGGUUUUUGAUUGGCCAGCCCAACACUGGACUGCAAAACAUCUUUCUGAGGUCCUUCAGGGCAAGCAGAUACGAUUCAGGAUGGGAACGAAACGCACAGAUACAGCUCCUCAGUUUGAAACCACAUGUAGUUACGUAGAAGCUACACUUGAAGAGUUUCUGACCUGGAACUGUGACCGAUCUAGUAUUUCUGGACCAUUUAGAGACUAUGAUCAUUCCAAAUUCUGGGCUUAUGCUGACUAUAAAUAUUUUGUCAGUUUAUUUGAAGACAAGACAGAUAUUUUCCAGGAUGUGAUAUGGUCUGACUUUGGGUUUCCUGGAAGAAAUGGACAGGAAAGUACAUUGUGGAUCGGCUCCAUGGGGGCCCAUACACCCUGUCAUCUGGACACCUAUGGUUGCAACCUGGUAUUCCAGGUACAAGGAAGGAAAAGAUGGCAUCUCUUUCCUCCUGAAGAUACUCCUUUCCUUUAUCCAACUAGAAUCCCUUAUGAAGAAUCUAGCGUGUUCAGUAAAAUCAAUGUUGUCAAUCCUGAUUUAAAACGUUUUCCUCAAUUUUGGAAGGCUCGAAGACAUAUGGUUACCCUGAGGCCCGGACAGGUUCUCUUUGUCCCCAGACACUGGUGGCAUUAUGUGGAAUCCAUUGAUCCUGUCACUGUCAGUAUAAACUCAUGGAUUGAGCUGGAAGAGGACCACCAAGCCCGGGUAGAAGAGGCAAUCACCCGCAUGCUUGUGUGUGCCCUGAAAACUGCAGAGAAUCCACAUGAUACCAGAGCUUGGUUAAACCCAACUGAGGUUGAGGAAACAUCCCAUGAAGUCAAUUGUCGCUACUUAAAUGGAGCCGUUUCUGCUUUUUUUGAUCAUUAUGGAACACCUAAGGUAGUAGAAACCCAAGCGCUGAGCACAAACGGAGAGUACGUGAUAAAGGAAGAAUUAAAUGUGCACAACCACAUGGAGGUAGAACAAACUAGUAGCCACAACUUAACCUUGGGAACAGUAAAACAGGAGGCAGCAAGUCCCUUUGGUCCUGAUCUGGUUCCUGUGAUACCAGGUUCCCAAGAACCACCCUCAGAAAGAGGAGGCAUGUUUGAAAGUGAUGGUGAAGACUUCGUUGGCAAAAAUGGAAAACGCUUUGGAAAAUUGCAUUAUACCAAGAGACAACGAAUGAUGAGUGAAAGUGAGAAUGCAGUUGUGGAACAGAUUGCUUCAAAUAGUACUGUGGCCCCUUCCCAAACAUUCAUUUCUACAGAUGACUUGCUGGAUUGCUUGGUGAAUCCACAGGUAACCAGGAUAGUGGCACAACUUUUGAUUCAAGGAAGAAGUUUGUGACUCUAAUAGAAAAAUGACUUUUUCAAUAAUAUUUUAAGAAUAUUUUUAAAAUAAUAUAGUUUUAAAAUAAAAGAUGAAAUGGCAAAAGGUCAAUUUGCAUAUGCUUAUAAAUGUCCUGUUCUCACCUAAUUAACAUUUUAGUCUCUUGCCACCUUCUUGCAUACACAUUGCUCUUUGGACAACCUGGCUCUUUGUUAUUGGUAGGCCUCUUUCUUCAGUGCCUUUGACUUUCCUUUCCUAUCUCAUCAGCCUGUCUCAGAUGUAAGCCCCUAGUGUUCUCACCAAGAAAUAGUCUCUCCAUCAGCAGGGGUCACCUGCUGCUUGUUUUUGUAAAUAAGGUUGUAUUGGAACACAGCCAUGCCAUUCAUUUACAUAUUGUCUGUGGUGGCUUUAGGGUUAUGGUGGCAGAGUUGAGUAGUGACAGAGGCAGUAUGGCUCGCAAAGCUGAAAAUAUUUUAAAAGUUUGCUAACUCCUGAUCUAAUGCAUCCAUUGGGUGAAUUCUAGCUUUUUGCGGGGUAGGGGUGUGGUUGUUAAUUUCAGUAGAUAUCAUGGACUCUUUGUCAUAAGAUGGUGUGGGAAGAUUUAUGAUUGUUUUAAGUUCUUGAUCUCUUAAUUCAAAUGCAGGUUGAAGUCUAGCCUUGAUCUGAAGUGAUCACAUUUCUCACAUCUUUAGAAUUCUCACUGGUUAACCCCUGUAAUCCAGAGCAGAAUACCAAUCAGGAGAAAAGUAGGUGGGGACCCAAUAAGAGGCCUCCUUGUGUAAGGAACUGGGACAUCUAGGAACACCAGCCCUGGAAAAAAAAGGACUAAAUGCUACUGACUCCUGAAACUAACUAAAAGCUUGGCUUAGUGAACUUGAUCCCACUCUCACUACAUUUGCAAUAUGUGGGGAUAAUUAUUAUCAUUACCGUCUAAGUAAGAAUUUUAAAAUUAUAAAAACAUAUUGGGGCUUCCCUGGUGGCGCAGUGAUUGAGAGUCUGCCUGCCGAUGCAGGGGACGCGGGUUCGUGCCCCAGUACGGGAAGAUCCCACAUGCCGUGGAGCGGCUAGGCCUAUCAGCCAUGGCCGCUGAGCCUGCACGUCCAGAGCCUGUGCUCCGCAACGGGAAAGGCCACAACAGUGAGAGACCCACGUACCACAAAAAAAAAAAAAAAAAAAAAAAUAUUGAACUCAGUAACCAUUCAAAACAGAAAAGAUACACAAAGUCACCUUUUAAGAAGAAUUGACUACUGGCCCCAUCCUUCUCAGGUCAAACUGACGGUAUAAGUAAAUCCCAAGAGAGUACGUACUUUCUGGGAGAAAAGAGGAAGGGAGGUGAACAUGCCCAGGAAAAGAAGGGUCUGAAAAAAGACCCUUCUGUAGCACCUACCACCAUCUGACCACUAUAUAUUUGCAUAUUUAUUUGAUUACUGUCUAUCUCCCCCAACGAGAAUGUCACUGCAUGAAGGUUUGGACUUUGUUUUGAUUAUUGUAUAUUUGCAGUCUUGAUCAGUGCCAAGCACAUGGUAGGUGCUCCUUAAAUAUUUGAGUGGAUUUUUUAAAAAGGAGACCUUGUUGGCCAAUACUCCUUCAGAAACACUGGGGCAGAGGAUGUUGUGGCUAACAGUCAGAUGUCUGUUACCUGUAGUAGGUAUAUCCCUAUUGCAGAAAUAGACAUUUGUCUUCAGCUAUAUAUUUUUUUUUACACCUGCCCUCACUGAGAGCUCCCCCAUACCCUCCUUCAAUAGAAUUCCCUCCCCCCUCCCUCCCCCAGGGUUCCCUCACCCCCUCCCUCCCAGAUAUUUUAUUAUUUGCUACUACUUGGACCAGUGUUUUUCAAGUUGUAGAUUGUAACCCAUUAACAAGUCAUAAAAUCAAUUUAGUGGGUGAGACCAGCAUUUUUUUUUAAUGGAGCAGAAUAUGUAAUUUCAGUGAAUUCAAUAGUAAAUAUAAGUAUUAUUUUGUGAAACUGUCCAGGAAAAAUUUUUUUCAGGGUAAAUAUACUUCAUAAAACUUUUCAGUUAUAUCUGUGUGUGUACUGGGCCUGAUAUAAAAUGUAUUUCUUAGUGUAUGUUGGGGUCAGAAAGGUUUGAAAGCUGUUCUGUGGGCAAAGUAUUGAUUUCAGUUAGAGGUAAUAGUUUCUGGCAUGCAGAGACCUGGGUAGAGAGUUAAGACAUUGAUAUGAAUGCAUUCGAAAUGUAAAUGGGUAUUGGGAGAUAAUUUCCUAAUUUUAUAGAGAUAGAGAUUAUGACACGGCAAGAGAUCCUGGCUAUCUGCAACUGGGGAGUGUGGGAAGGAGAAUAGACAGUUAAAGGGGGAGAUGGUCAGCCACCAAGUAGGGUCCCAUUUCAUCCUGCAUUUCUCAGAAGAGCAUGCCCGAAUGAGUGAACUAAAUUAUUAAGUAAAUAUUAAUACUUUGACCCUCCAGAGGUUAGAGUGAUUGAAGUGUUACACCUAAAGUUACAGUAUCCACAUAUAAGCAGGGUGAUCUAUCCGGUAGGCAAAGUAGCUAGGGCCCCUGAGCUUUUAGGGUCUACAGAAAUGUUUUAGUUUCGUUAAAAAUAAAAGAAUAUAAUCUAGUUUCGAUUACAUUCUUAUUUAUACCAAUGCAGUAGCGAAGUAUCAUGUUUAAUACUUUUCAUGGAGUAAGGGGCCUACAAAGGCAAAAUUGCCUGGGCCCCAUGAAAGUCCUAAGCAGCUCUGGGUAUCAGGGAUAUCAGAAUCAUUUGAGGGGCUUGCUGAAGAUGCAGAUGUCUGGGCACCACUCUAGAGCUAUAGAAUUUGCCUCCUUUGGGAUGGGCCAGAUUUUGCAGUCUCAGCAAGCACCUGAGGUGCUUCAAAUAGCAAAAAAGUUUAUGAAUCUCUGGCCCUGGAGUAGACCACCAAGACCUAACACAGGCUCAAAGUGGGCUUGUUUUAGCAGGGGCUACUUGUUGGGGUCAAUCUGCCCUUCAGAUUUACUGAACUAAAGCUGUACUGUGCCCUUCCUGUAAUUUUCAGCUGAAUGCUAUUGAUACUGUGAGGAUCCCUUGAUGCUGUCAUGUUUAGUUGUGGUCUUUUAUCAGCAGUGGCCUGUGUUUAUCAUCAAGCUCUCCUGUAUUUGCCCUAAAGGAUAAAGAUGUUUAACCACCAAAUAACAUUUUCCGAGCAUUUUAUUCAAAAAGGAGGAAAUAUUUAUUUUAAAAAAUUUUUAUUGAAGUAUAGUUGAUGUACAAUAUUAUGUGUUGCAUGUGUACAAUACAGUGAUUCACCAUUUUUAAAGGUUAUACUCCAUUUAUAGAUAUUAUAAAAUAUUGGCCAUGUUCCCUGUGUUGUAUGACAUAUAUCUUUAGAUUGAGGGUAACUAUAACAUUUACGGACUGAAUCAUCAUACUUGGUGCAAUACACCCUGGUAUUCAGCCUUGCCUAAGUUAACCAAACCACUGGAGAACAAGAACAAAUUAGAGAGCGGGUCUCUCCUUUUUUAUUUCUUACAUUCACUGUCAAGCCCAAGUUCAGAUGCCAGUGGCUGGAAAGCUACUCCUAAGCAAUUAGAAGUCUUUGCCAAUCCACUUAAAAAACAGCAACAGCAAGAAAAAUUUCAAGACGUCUGUGUUUAAUGAAGCAGCAACUAUGGCCCCCUCAACCUCCUUUACUUGAAGUGCAGGCAUUGUUCCCUGGGGCCAAGAAAGAGUGCCUUUAUCCUCCUGGUGACCCCUAGCAUCCAAGUUCAGCAUCUGUCCUGGCUCCCCAUGGGCAUAGCUCUGGCCUCUUGGCCUACAGAGCUUCAAAUGAAGAGACUCUACAAUGAAAACCAAAGCCAGAAGGGACAAGGCCAAGGAAAAAUGAGGAUAAUUCACAGAUUGUCUGAGAUACUCCUGAAUCAGUAACAUUAAUCUAGAAGCCAUGUUCUAUAGUGGGAAGAGCAAGGGGCUUGAUGACACAGAGACCCAGAUUCAGUUGCUGGCUUUGAGGCCUGUCAGCCAGGUGACUUAAGGCAAGGAAGCUUCUCGUGUUCUGAGCAUCAGUUUCCUCAGCUUUAAAAUGGGGGUAUAAUUCUUACCUCACAAGAGUGUUUGGGGGAAGAAAAUAAAUAGUUAUGUGAAAUCACCUAUUAUAGUACCUGGUUAAUGUAGGCACUCAAUAAACAGUGUUAGAAUCUGAAAUUUACCUGAGGAAGUUAAAAAAGAAACUUUCCAUUACUAUCCUAUAGCUACUGAGUUAGCAAAUUAGUAAUAUGACUGCUUAAUUCCUUUGGUUUAUUUAUGCACAAGGCUUUAAAAUCAUCAAAAGCUAGGCUGCCAAGAAAAAUGUGCUAUUUAAUCAUUUAAUCUUAACAUAGUAGAAGGGGUUCACACUGAAAAUAUAGCAGGCAUUAUCCCUUUUUUCCACUGGGCAGAACUAAGACCAUGAAUAAAAGUUAUAAAAAGGCAUUUGGGUUCAACUUUAGAAAGGACCAAUUGGAAACAGGACUGCUGCACUGCACAACUCCAUGGGAUACAGCUCACCUAGUCCCCAAGCUAGACCACAGCCCCCUGGACUGUGCAGGACAUGGCUGCACUGCAGUCCCACAGCCCUGACCGGAGCUGUCCCACAUGUCCAUAGGCUCCUUUGUGAAAAAGCUCCCUGCCAUGGAAUCUCAUCGAUUUGAGGCAAAGUAACAAUAAGUCAAGGGUGUUGAAGAGAUGGUUCCCACUUUGGUUAGAAGUCUGACAGGGCUUCUUCAUUCUUAAGUGGUUUAUGAAACACUUAUGGAGCAUCUAUUGUACAACAGGCACAGACCUCAGCCCAGGGAUAAAGAAAAUUAGACACCAUCCCUGCACCCAGGGAAGAGAGCAGCCCCACCCACUUAGUAAUACUGUGCUCCCCAGAGCAGUAUGGAGUCCUGACAUGAUACCAGCUGUCUCUCAGUGGCAGCUGAAGUUAUAUCACUGUGUCCUCUGCCUGUAAGAUUAAUGUUAUUCUUAUAUGUGGAAUCUAGAAAAAUGGUACAGAUGAACCUAUUUGCAGGGCAGGAAUAGAGAUGAAGACGUAAAGAACGGACGUGUGGACGUGGAGGGGGAAGUGGGGGUGGGAUGAACUGGGAGAUUGGGAUUGACAUGUAUACAUUACCAGUGUAAAACAGAUGGCUAGUGGGAACCUGCUGUAUAGCACAGGGAGCUCAGCUCAGUGCUCUUUGGUGACCUAGAUGGGUGGGAUGGCGGCGAGGGGGUGGGAGAUCCAAGAGGGAGGGGAUAUAUGUAUACACAUAGCUGAUUCACUUGGUUGUACAACAGAAACGAACACAACAUUGUAAAGCAACUAUACCCCAAUUUAAAUAAAAAAGACAGAUUA
Molecule: messenger RNA, 7197 nt
Organism: Physeter macrocephalus (sperm whale)
Lineage: Eukaryota; Metazoa; Chordata; Mammalia; Artiodactyla; Physeteridae
Gene: HSPBAP1
Product: HSPB1 associated protein 1
Exons: 8
Coding region: 442-1905 (487 amino acids)
Molecular function (GO): 2-oxoglutarate-dependent dioxygenase activity
Source: RefSeq, a predicted model, not a curated record